Molecule: messenger RNA, 3644 nt
Organism: Delphinapterus leucas (beluga whale)
Lineage: Eukaryota; Metazoa; Chordata; Mammalia; Artiodactyla; Monodontidae
Source: RefSeq, a predicted model, not a curated record
UCACCAGGGAUGGGGCAGGGCAGGGCAGGACGGAGCUAGUUGCCCAACAGCGGAAGGAGUGGGCCACAAUGGCAGGUCCCUCCAGCUGGCAAACAGACUAUGGCCCCCUGCCCUCGCAGACCCCCGCCGUGACUCCAGAGCCCUGGGAAAGAGCACCACGGAACCAUGGCCCUCGGACCCGCUGACAGAGCAGAAGACCGCCCUUCCACGAGUCCAUCUUCCCACAAACACUUACCAAGCACUUGUCAGGCCCCAUGCACAGGGCAGGAGACACACAGUGAAUGGCCCCGUCACACCUUCACGAAGCAUCUUUAUAUCCAUGUUUAACCCAGACGUCUCCGUAGAGCGUCCCUUGGUCCAUCACCCCGUUGGAAAGAGGGUUUUGGGGGGCACGAAGGCCCUCCCCAUGCACUGCCCUCAGAUAGGAAACAAGGGCCUAUUUGGGAGACAGGAGCAGGCAAUUACCAAAGGACACAGGGGGCGGGCUGGGGUGUGUGUGUGGACACGCUCUUUCCAAGCUGAGGUGUGGAAGAUGAGCAGGAAGAGCUAGGACCUGGCAUGGCUGGAGCACGGGAUGAGCAGAGGCAGCACCUGCCUGGAGGCCCCCAGAGCCAGGGGGAAGACUGUCCUGAGGGCGGUGGUGAGAACGGGAGCGCUUCAAGCGGCAGAAGGACAGGGUCAGAUUUGGGUUUUUAUACCAUCUCACUGGCUACAGCUGCAUGUAAACAGAUGAUAGAGCUAAGGAUGCAGAGUGACCAUCAGAACAGUGGUGGCCAAUUAAAGGUGGCAACCAAGGAUGCUGCCCAGGCUUCUGACAUGGGUGACUGGGAGACUGGAGGGGCCACUUACCAGGCAGGAGCUUUGGAGCCCACAAAGGGGAGCUUGAAGGGGAGAGGCCAGGAGGAAGUCCUGGUUUCCGGGUGCCUCAGGCUGGCUGGUCACCAUCUGCUGAACACUGUUCCUCUCCCGCAGGUGGUCGAUGGCAUCGAAGUCUACGGCACCAAGGUCCACUGCAAGGUGACCUCCCGCUUCGCUCACAAUGUCGUCACCACCAGGGCCGUCAACCACGCAGACACUGCCAAGGAGGUUUCUUUCAAUGUGGAGCUGCCCAAGACAGCCUUCAUCACCAACUUCACCUUGACCAUUGAUGGUGUUACCUACCCUGGGAAUGUCAAAGAGAAGGAAGUUGCCAAGAAGCAGUAUGAAAAGGCCGUGUCCCAGGGCAAGACAGCUGGCUUGGUCAAGGCCUCUGGGAGGAAGCUGGAGAAAUUCACCGUCUCAGUCAAUGUGGCUGCAGGCAGCAAGGUCACCUUUGAGCUAACCUACGAGGAGCUGCUGAAGAGGCACAAGGGCAAGUACGAGAUGUACCUCAAGGUCCAGCCCAAGCAACUGGUCAAGCACUUUGAGAUCACAGCAGACAUCUUCGAGCCCCAGGGCAUAAGUACGCUGGAUGCUGAAGCCUCAUUCAUCACCAAUGACCUCUUGAGCAGCGCUCUCACCAAGUCCUUCUCAGGGAAAAAGGGCCACGUGUCCUUCAAGCCCAGCUUGGAUCAACAACGUUCAUGCCCAACCUGUACGGACUCCCUCCUCAAAGGAGAUUUUAUCAUCACCUAUGACGUGAACAGAGAGUCUCCUGCCAAUGUGCAGAUCGUCAAUGGCUACUUCGUGCACUUCUUUGCACCUCAAGGCCUUCCGGUGGUGCCCAAGAACGUGGUCUUCGUGAUUGACGUCAGUGGCUCCAUGCACGGUCGGAAAAUGGAGCAGACAAAGGAUGCCCUCCUCAAAAUUCUGGAGGAUGUGAAAGAGGAUGACUACCUGAAUUUCAUCCUGUUCAGUGGAGGUGUGACCACUUGGAAAGACACUUUAGUUCAAGCCACUCCUGAGAACAUCCAGGAGGCCAGGAAAUUUGUGAUGAAUAUUCGUGAUCAAGGAAUGACCAACAUCAACGACGCGCUGCUGAAGGGCAUCAGUAUGCUGAACAAGGCCCGGGAGGAGUACAGAGUCCUGGAGAGGAGCACCUCCAUUGUCAUCAUGUUGACCGACGGGGACGCCAAUGUGGGUGAAAGCAGACCUGAAAAAAUCCAAGAGAAUGUGCGGAAUGCCAUUGGUGGCAAGUUCCCCUUAUAUAACCUGGGCUUUGGCAACAAUCUGAAUUAUAACUUCCUGGAGCGUAUGGCCCUGGAGAACCACGGGCUUGCCCGCCGCAUUUAUGAGGAUUCCGAUGCCAACGUGCAGUUGCAGGGCUUCUAUGAGGAGGUGGCCAACCCGCUGCUGACAGAUGUGGAGGUGGAGUACCCUGAGAAUGCCAUCCUGGACCUCACCCAGAACAGUUACCAGCACUUCUACGACGGCUCUGAGAUUGUGGUGGCUGGGCGCCUGGCAGAUGAGGACAUGAACAGCUUUAAGGCGGACGUGAAGGGCCAUGGGGCCAUCAACGACCUGACAUUCACUGAGGAGCUGGACAUGAAGGAGGUGGAGAAGGCCCUGAAGGAGCGGGACUACAUUUUUGGGAACUACAUUGAGCGGCUCUGGGCCUACCUCACUAUCGAGCAGCUGCUGGAGAAACGCAAGAAUGCCCAUGGCGAGGAGAAGGAGAACCUCACAGCCCAGACCUUGGACCUGUCCCUCAAGUACCACUUCGUGACUCCACUGACCUCCAUGGUGGUGACCAAGCCUGAGGACAACGAGAACAAGACAGCCAUUGCCGACAAGCCUGGGGAAGGGCCUGUGGAUGCAGAAGUGAUCCCCUCCAUGGCUUACCUGACCAACUCCCAGCCUCCCCAGACACCCUACUACGUGGAUGGGGACCCCCACUUCAUCAUCCAAGUUCCAGAGAAGGACGAUGCCAUCUGCUUCAACAUCGACGAAGAGCCAGGCACAGUGCUGCGCCUCAUUCAGGACCCUGUCACAGGCCUCACAGUUAACGGGCAGAUCAUUGGUGAGAAGAGAAGCAGCCUGGACUCCCAGACCAGAAAGACUUACUUUGGCAAGCUGGGCAUUGCCAAUGCUCAGAUGGACUUCCAGAUUGAGGUGACACCGGAGAGGAUCACCCUGUGGCAUGGGGCUGCACAGAGCACGUUCAGCUGGCUGGACACGGUCACGGUCACACAGGAUGGACUGUCUGUGACGAUUGACAGGAAGAACAUGGUGGUCUCCUUUGGAGAUGGGGUUACUUUUGUGGUUGUCUUGCAUCAGGUGUGGAAGAAACAGCCCAUCCACCAUGACUUCCUGGGCUUCUAUGUAGUGGACAGUCAUCGGAUGUCAGCACAGACACAUGGGCUGCUGGGACAAUUCUUCCACCCCUUUGACUUUAAAGUGUCUGACGUCCACCCAGGCUCUGACCCCACAAAGCCAGAUGCCACAAUGGUGGUGAAGAACCAUCGGCUGACGGUUACCCGGGGCUCCCAGAAGGACUACAGGAAGGACGUCAGCGCUGGCACAAAAGUUGCCUGCUGGUUCGUCCACAACAAUGGGCAAGGGCUGAUUGACGGCGUCCACAGCGACUACAUUGUCCCUAGCCUGUUCUGAGUGGACAUGCCAGGUCCUACUGAGGCGGCUGGCAGGGCUUGCAUGGCAUCUGGAACAGAGGCACAGAGUGGGGCCUGAUGGAGGGCUGUGACAGUAAAGGCCAAGGAGAAACCGGA